Messenger RNA from Paramecium sonneborni, 1446 nucleotides. NCBI's taxonomy places the organism in Eukaryota, Ciliophora, Oligohymenophorea, Peniculida, Parameciidae. The record is from the annotation of a GenBank genome assembly.
AUGUAAAAACUAUUCUUGAUUGGAUUGAUAACUCUAAUUAAAGUUUAGACGAAAUCAGUAAUGAAAGGUGUUAUUGAAUUUACAGCACCAAGUUGUUGUGAUCCUAUAAUGAAGAAGAUAACAUUUCCAGACAAAUUUAUUGACAUUCCUUAAAUAUUAGUAACGAUUAGAGCCAUAGAAUAUGAUUCAGGACCAGUUGGAUUUUUUUGUUAAAUAUAAGAUGUAACUGAAUAAGGUAAUAAAAGAGAUUAUAUAUAGAUUUUACAUUUUAAUUAACAAUUCUACAUGCCACAUUAAAAGUUUUAGCUUAUGAUUAUAUUGCAAUAAAUUAAGAUGAAGUAGAAUUUGGAUAUUUUAAUGUUGAUGCCCUUUCAAUUUUGAAAAAAGCAGAAGCUGGAGAUAGAGUUAUUCCAUCUUUAUUAACAUUUAAAAGAACAUUUACAGAGGAUCCAAUUGUUUAAGUAUUUUUAGUUGGAGUAGAAUCAUAAUCAAAACUAAUAUAAUUUGAAGUAUCUCCAUUAACAGUUUCAUUGCAUGGUGUUUAAUUAAAUUUUAAAAAGUUUGGAGAUACUAGCGUUUAAAAAGUUUAAUUAGCAUAUGUAGCUACAUAAUCUAGCAAAGAAUUAGCAUAAUAAGUUACACAUACUGGUUAGAAACAAGCACAUAUUGAACCUGUUGAUCAUCAUGAAGAAUCUAAAUCAGAAGAAACAAAAGAAUUUUUAUAAAUGAAAAGCAAACCUAAACUUAUAUAAAUAAAUGGUAUCAAUGGUUUAAGAUUUACAUAAUUACCAGUCUCAUUUAUGUGGUAAGGAGAUUAAAUUGAUCCAACUGCUCUUAAUGUCAAUCUUAGAAUCACUUUAGAUAAAGGAAAUUAAGCAGUUCUAGGUUUAUAUUAUUUUGAAGAGAAAGAAUACAAAAAAUGUCCUAUUGUUUAUUCAAUGUGCAAUUAUUAAGGAACUAAAGUAUAUUUAUGUAAGGAUGUAUCAGAUUUUAAUGCUAUAAUGAGAUUAGCAAAAAGUAUUUAUAUUCCAGAAAAAACAUCUGUUGUUGUAUAUCAAGAUCCAUCCUAUAGUGGAGCUAAAAGUAAAAUAACUAAAAGUAUACCUUGUAUACCUGACUGGUUUACUGAUGUUGCUGAAACAGAAAUGUCUGAGAUUAAAUAGUUUCUAUAAAUUAACUAAAUGAAAAGACAUAAAGAUUAAGAAUUUAAAGAAAUUCAUUUAGAAAAUUAAAAACAAUUAAACAAAUUUAAUAUGGUUUAAUUACCUCGUUGGAAUGAAGUAACAGAUAAAAUUGAAGUUGUUUAAGCUAUUUAUGAUUCUAGUAGUCCUCCUGCAAAUUCUAUUAAGUAAGAACUAAGUAAUAUUUUACUUUUAAUUUGUUUUAGUCUAAAAAUUAAGUGAAGAAGAAGAAACUUUUCUCAAAAAAAAUAGACAAAUUUAUUGA